This is a messenger RNA of Colletotrichum lupini, 1983 nucleotides long. RefSeq names its product glutamyl-tRNA synthetase. The annotation marks the transcript as partial. Gene Ontology annotation, biological process: translation; glutamyl-tRNA aminoacylation. Gene Ontology annotation, molecular function: glutamate-tRNA ligase activity; ATP binding. Gene Ontology annotation, cellular component: cytosol; methionyl glutamyl tRNA synthetase complex; cytoplasm. The record is from RefSeq and is a predicted model, not a curated record. Lineage: Eukaryota; Fungi; Ascomycota; Sordariomycetes; Glomerellales; Glomerellaceae. The transcript has 4 exons.
CAACGACUUAUAGGAAAAGCUCCUCGCUGUGCCACCAAUCAGACCGUCUCGGCCGAGUGCUCUCGUCUCAUCGCCUCAAUUGGACCAAACACCGCCAUCAUGAAGGCCGAGGAGCUCCAGACCCUCCCCACCGCCCUGGCCGGCGACUUCAAGUCGAUCGAGCCUCACCUCCGCGCCCUCGACAAGCACCUGACGCUGCGCACCUUUGUUGAGGGGUACUCGCUGGGAGAGACCGAGACCAAGAUCUGGCAGACCCUGAAGCUGAACAAGGUUGCUAUGGGCUUCAUUCGCAAGGGAACUAUGGCCAACCUUACUCGUUGGUUCACCUUUGUCGAAGUCACCUACCCCGAGAUCCAAGCCGAGACGAACGCUGUCGAUGCUGAGCGCAAGGCCAAGGUCGUUGCCGCUAGCAAGAAGGGUGCCAGCUACUCUCUUGCUCUUCAGAACGCCGAGGCCGGAGUUGUCACCAGAUUCCUUCCCGAGCCUUCAGGAUACCUUCACAUCGGUCACGCCAAGGCCGCCCUUCUCAGCGAUUACUUCGCCCACGAGGCCUACAAGGGCAAGCUUCUGCUGCGUCUUGACGACACCAACCCCGCCAAGGAGAGUGAGGAGUUCCAGGAUGCUAUUGUUGAGGACCUGAAGAUGAUGGGCAUCACCCCCGACUCCCUUUCCUACACUUCCGACUACUUCGACUACCUGUACGAGACUUGCAUUCGCCUGAUCAAGGAGGGUCACGCCUACGCCGACGACACCGAGCAGGAGACGAUGCGAAACGAGCGAACCGAUGGAAUCGAGUCCAAGUGCCGUAACCGCUCCGUCGAGGAGAACCUGCGCAUCUUCGAGGCCAUGAAAGAGGGUACCCCCGAGGGCCUGAAUAACUGCAUCCGUGCCAAGAUCUCCGUCGACAACGUCAACAAGGCCCUGAGAGAUCCCGUCAUCUACCGCUGCAACGUUGAGAACAAGCACCACCGCACCGGUGACAAGUGGAAGAUCUACCCCAUGUACGAUCUCGCCUGCCCCGUCGUCGACUCUCACGAGGGCGUCACCCACGCCCUGAGAUCGACCGAAUACACUGACCGUAACCCCCUUUACCAAUGGUUCAUCGACACCCUGAAGCUGCGCCAGGUCUACAUGCACGACUUCAGCCGUAUCAACCUCGUCCGCACCUUCCUUUCCAAGAGAAAGCUCGCCAAGAUCGUCGCUCAGGGCACCGUCUGGGGCUGGGACGACCCUCGUAUGCCCACCAUCCGUGGUGUGCGCAGACGCGGUAUGACCAUCCCCGCCCUCCGCGAGUUCAUCAUCAAGCAGGGCCCUUCCCGAAACGUCGUCAACAUGGACUGGGCGUCGUUCUGGAACAUCAACAAGAAGGUCAUUGACCCCAUCGCCCCCCGCCACACCGCCAUCCUGGAGAAGGAUGCCGUCAAGGUCAAGGUCACCGGUGCCGACGCUCCCGCCACUCCUCGCACCGAGGACAAGCCUAAGCACCCCAAGAACCCCGAUGUCGGCACCAAGAAGGUUGUCUUCUCCAACGAGCUCAUCCUCGACCAGGCCGACGUCAAGAGCUUCAAGAAGGACGAGGAGUUCACCCUCAUGGGCUGGGGCAACGCCUUCGCCCGCGAGAUUGGCGCCACCGACCCCAUUACCGACCUCAGCGUCGAGCUCAACCUCAAGGGCGACUUCAAGACGACCGAGAAGAAGGUCACGUGGCUGUCGACGGCCGGCACCAAGCUCGUCAAGGCUGAGCUCUGGGACUUUGACUAUCUCAUCAACAAGGACAAGCUCGAGGAGGACGACGUGCUUGAGAAGGUGCUCAACCCCAACACGUCGACCAUGGAGACGGCGCUGUGCGAUGCUGGUGUCGGUGAGCUGAAGAAGGACGACAUUAUCCAGCUCGAGAGACGGGGCUUCUACCGCGUGGACAAGGGUCUGGAUGAGGGUGACGUAGUUGUUCUGUUCAACAUUCCCACUGGCAAGGCCAAAUAA